UCUUUCACUGUCUACUGCUGUCUGUCACACAUUUUCCAUCGUGAGUGUUUCGCAAGUGCAAAAAGGAAACAAACAUGCUUCGCUCUGCAGCUGGUCAGCUCUUUGGUGUCCUGCGCGGAACUGUCGGUUUAACCACGUCCCGCUUGGGAGCCGCUGGAGUUGUCCGUCACUCGCACAGCAAUGAAAGUGCUGAGGAAUUCGAUGCCCGAUAUGAAGCCUACUUCAACCGUUCGGAUAUCGACCACUGGGAAGCCCGUAAGGGUAUGAACGACCUGCUCGGUAUGGAUUUGAUUCCGGAGCCUAAGAUUAUUGCUGCCGCAUUGAAAGCUUGCCGACGUUUGAACGAUUAUGCCUUGGCCAUUCGAUUCCUGGAGGGUUGCAAGGACAAGUGUGGAAACAAGGUCAAUGAAAUUUACCCAUACCUGCUGCAAGAGAUUCGCCCAACAUUGACCGAACUGGGUAUCGAGACCCCUGAGGAGCUGGGCUAUGAUCAGCCGGAACUUGCUCUGAAGUCGGUGUACGAUAUGCACUAAAUAGCGGUGACCAAUUGUGCUAGCCUUUAAGGGUCCUGUUUGAAGCAUUAGUUGAGUUAAGAAUAAAAUGGGCGGAAUAAUUCCGAAAUGAGAAAAAAACGUUUCAAAAUGGUUAUGUAAUCAUUAGCGAUGAAUCGCCACAGUGAAAGAAAUACGUAAUAAAGUGGUAAUAAUUAUC
This is a messenger RNA of Ochlerotatus camptorhynchus, 711 nucleotides long. It is a transcript of the gene COX5A, whose product is annotated as cytochrome c oxidase subunit 5A, mitochondrial. Bases 75 to 533 code for a protein of 152 amino acids. Gene Ontology annotation, cellular component: mitochondrial inner membrane. The transcript is spliced from 2 exons. Lineage: Eukaryota; Metazoa; Arthropoda; Insecta; Diptera; Culicidae. Gene Ontology annotation, biological process: mitochondrial electron transport, cytochrome c to oxygen. The record is from RefSeq and is a predicted model, not a curated record.